Myripristis murdjan (pinecone soldierfish) is the source of this 5065-nucleotide messenger RNA. It is a transcript of the gene marchf2, whose product is annotated as membrane-associated ring finger (C3HC4) 2. Bases 272 to 1027 code for a protein of 251 amino acids. The transcript has 5 exons. The record is from RefSeq and is a predicted model, not a curated record. Gene Ontology annotation, molecular function: zinc ion binding; ubiquitin-protein transferase activity. Lineage: Eukaryota; Metazoa; Chordata; Actinopteri; Holocentriformes; Holocentridae. Gene Ontology annotation, biological process: protein ubiquitination.
UGGGAGCAACUAAUGUGUUGGCAGCUAGCGGAAAAGGCUGGACAGUGCAGCGACAGCGAGUGUUACUGACUUACACUUGUUGUUUUCACCCAUGUUUUUCAUCCACAUAGAUACAACAACCACUACAAUGAAAGGGGACAGAAACACGAGUUGGGCUUAACCAUUCCAACCUGUGGGAGAGCAGAGUUUAUGCUUUCUGCUCCCCCAUUCUUCCCUCACCUCUGACCCUUCACCCCCGUGGACCCCCGGUCAGCCUCUGGACAGCAUAACCAUGACAACAGGGGAGUGCUGUCACCUGCCCGGUUCGCUGUGUGAUUGUGCCGGCAACACGGCCCUGUCCAAAAGUGUGGAGGAGGCGGGCAGUGAUGGGUGCCAGGCCCAGUAUGUCACCCAGGUCACAGCCAAAGAUGGGCGGCUGCUGUCCACUGUCCUCAAACCCCUGGGCACACAGAGUGAUGGCCCGAUCUGCCGUAUUUGCCAUGAAGGAGGCUAUGGCGAGGGCCUGCUGUCGCCGUGCGACUGCACCGGCACCUUGGGCACGGUGCACAAGAGCUGCUUGGAGAAGUGGCUGUCGUCCUCCAACACCAGCUACUGUGAACUCUGUCACACUGAGUUCACUAUCGAGCGCCGGCCCAGGCCUCUCACAGAGGUAACAAAGUGGUUGCGGGAUCCUGGCCCUCGCAAUGAGAAGAGGACACUGUUCUGUGACAUGGUGUGUUUCCUGUUCAUCACACCCCUAGCAGCCAUUUCAGGCUGGCUGUGCUUAAGGGGGGCUCAGGACCAUCUUCAGCUGAACAGCCGACUGAAGGCUGUGGGCCUCAUAGCCCUCACCAUCGCCCUCUUCACUAUCUAUGUCCUUUGGACCCUGGUGUCUUUCCGCUACCACUGUCAGCUGUACUCUGAAUGGAGAAGAACAAAUCAGAAAGUACGUCUGCUCAUUCCUGACGCCAAGGGGGCUCACUCUACCCAGCAUUCCUUGCUAUCCACCAAACUGAUGAAGAAGUCAGCAGAUGAGAGCAUAGUAUGAGCUCAGGAGGGGACGGUGAAGGUAUCGCUAAAGUGUGGGGGCUGAUUCUUGAUUCAUCACGCCUGCCAGCUAGACUUCAAAGAAACGCUUGUGUUUCUUUCUUUCUUUCUUUUUUGUUCUUAUCCCAUCAGCACUUAUUUUUUCUACAUCCUGUCUUUUAUUAUGUCUCCAGCAGUGGCAGCCUGUGGUUGCAGAAAUGAGCAAAUACAAAUGGAGUUUGUCUAGCCUCUUACCAGGGCAUUUGCCAAGUUUAUGCAAAAGCGGAGAUGGGUGGAACAGCACACGGCAAUGUCCAGAGGCAUGGGAACAGUCUCAUCAUUAUGGCAGUGAUGAUGAUGAUGGUGAUGAUGAUAGUUAAAAAGAUGACCAAACUGAAGUGUGUAGUGGACUGUGAAAUCUUCUCAUGAUCGUUCUGCUUUGCUUUAAAUACCACUUGUGUUGCUGGUGGUCCACAGUGGACUGCCAGGUGUAGCAGGUUCAUUCAUUUGCUGCAGCAGCCCAGAUGUAUAAAAUGCAAAAUUCAAGUCAGUUCUUGGGUCGUCCCACAUUAACGUGUGAGGGAAAAAUGAGAAGCUCAGAGCUGUCGUCUCAGUUUCUCCAGCCAGCUGACAGUAUGCGGUCUGAGAUAAAGACCUUUCAUUUUUAACAGAAGUCUAUUGGACUUCUAUUGUUUUUCUGCCUCUGUUUUUCCAUCUCUCAUCCAAGAAGGGAUGAUGAUGUGACAUUUGUAAAGCCAGAGAUUGUGCAAUAAAACACUGUGGACACUGUGGUCCUCACAGUAUGUGAUGAGACCUCAACCAACACGCACAGUUUUUGAAUGCAUGCACUGUUAAAAUUUCUUAGGAACGGACAUUUCUUUUUUUCUUUUCUUACUUUUUUUAUUGAGUGUAUUGUAAAAGCCUUUUUUUCUAACCAAUGAAGAACGGACAGACAUAGUAUUCCCACUGAAGUAAAGCAUAACAGUGUCCUCAUAGAGGUUCCUAUGUUAUCAGCACUUAAGCAGAUCUGUGAAUACAUAACAUACUGUAGAUCAAAAGUAAGAACCGUCAGAAAUGGCCUUUCCACAAGCCCGAAGAUGUUCAGUUUAGUGACCGAUGCAGUGCACUAAAACCAUAUUUCUAAAGGCAAAAUGAAGUACAUAAUCAUAGCAGGAUGUUUUUUUCCAUCAUGACAUGAGACCUGUGUGUGUGUGUGUGUGUGUGUGUGUGUGUGUGUGUGUGUGUGUGUGUGUGUGUGUGUGUGUGUGUGUGUGUGUGUGUGUGUGUGUGUGUGGUUUGGUUUUAGCAGUCCCAUUAAGAAUUUGGGCAUACAGAGAAUUCAUAUAAUUCUGAGUUCAUAUUUUGUAGUAGCAGUUGCACCUGUUUUGAUACAUACUUUACCUUUAUUUUAAAGGCCCCAUGGCAUGAAAAACGCAAUUUCCUUCAUUUUUGCGUGAUAGGGAAGGUCUUGGGGCCACAUAAAUACUGUCCCAUGCAUUAAACCUGUGAUAAAUGGAGAAGUGCACACGGCCCGCUUUUUGAAACUCGCCCUGUAAAACAAGCGGAUUGCAUUUCGUUACUUCAUGAUGUCAUGAAGACCGUGACUCCGCCCACAGCCCGCCUCCGCUCCCCAGGCAACAAGCUCACACACAAAUGUUCGUUACAAUUAAAAACGCCAGACUUUGAACCAUCGGUGUUUGCGAAAUUUUUAAGUAGGCAGUGUUGAAGACAGAGUAGCUUUGUGUCUUAUUGAGUGGAUAGUGACUAAGACUGUCGUUAUGUCAAUGGAGUUUUCACAUUCAUUUUUGCAAAAACACGUUACCUUUUUACCAGACAUUGUUAUUUUGAUUAGCGUUACUCCGUACUGUGACAUUUGCUUGUUAACGUUACAACAUGUUUGACAAACAUAACUUACCAUUCUGAAACAUCCUGUAAUAAAUGGAUUUGAGGUGGUUCGGUGUUUCCUGCCGUCUGUGGCUCGAGAUGAGAGUCGGGCUCAAACAUGUACGGUCGUACAACAGCACGCUCAGCGGUAGCCAUGACAAUCUUAUAGAUCUAUAUAAGAUGAUAAUUCCUGUUUACCGGUUAGCACUGUUUAGCAGCGCAGGUUUCAGUUACUUGCCUGCGAUUAGCCCAACCAUAUGCCACUCAGAAAACAGUCAGCCAAUCAGUGGAGAUGCUGAUUCUCUCUUCUGAUUGGCUAAACGAACCGUGCUGCCAGAGCUCCAGGAGAAAGGAAAGAGAAAGGAGCUGUAACACUAUAUUAGCGGUCCACAGGUAACCACAAAUACUUCUUGCAGGGAUAUCAGCAGUUAAAAUAAAACCCUGGAAAAGUGUACAGCAUGGAGCCUUUAAUAUCUGUAUUCUUCAUGUAAAAUAAAAAAACAACUCAUCAAGGCCAGCUCUGAUUCCACUACACUGCUUUUACUGUGUAAGGAAUUGUCAAGUAUUGUUUUUAUAGAUAGAAACAAGUUGAUUUUAGAAUAUGGCAGUGUUGGUGUUGGGUGCCGUUGCCAAUCACGUUAUGAACUUACCCCACCAAUAGUGAUUUUCAUUGUGGACACAUUAUGCAAAUGCCAAAGCUCCACCGAGGCCAAAACACACUAACCAUUUUAGUUCUUGGGUGAAAAACAUGACUAGUUGGAUUGGGUUUCUCUGUAGUUAUUGGACAGAUGGCACCUCUCAUGGGUGACCAUGCUCUGGAUUCUCACAGUCUGGUCUUGGUUUGUUCUCCUGAUGUGCUGUUCGUUGUAGGUUUCUGCUUAGUGUCAAAGUUUAGGCCUGGGUCCACCGCUCAUCGGCAUUCAAUACUGAAUCAGUGCAAACAGAAAUAUUAAGCAGGAAACUCAUACCUGUGGUGUACAGAGGCCAAAAGUUGGGAUUUUAUGCACAAUCUAAUGAAUGAUUUUUAUUCAUAUUUUAUUUUACAGCAAUCAUGCUCGAACGUUAUUUUACCUAUUUUUAUAUCGUUAUGCCCAACUCUUUACCUAAAUCUGUGUGUAGUGGCCAGCAUAGCUUUGCAAACUCAACAGUAGGAGCUCCUAGCCACAAAGUGGGAGAUGUGUUGGUCAGAAAAUUACUUGUAUCUUAAAUAAAUGUGUUUUCCUAGUGGGAAGAAAUGGGAUAUUGAUUAGCAGACAAAUGAGAGCAGUUCAGUGACCAGUUUGGCGAACCGGCUGAUAGGUGUCAACACAAAUAAUUUUUUCUCUCCUUCUGCAAAGUGUUGAUUUCACUCUAAAUGAAUCCUGUGGUGUAAAAAUGAUUUGACAUGGCUAGACAAGAUAAAACCUGUGCAAUAGUAUUAAUAUGCAAGCUAAGUAUGAUGAAAUUGGUCGUUAUCUUUUCUGUCAGCAGUGUGGCUGCUUUGGGCCAUCAUGAACAUUAUUGGUCAGUCAGAGGAACAGAUUUUACAUUUCAGUAGUCCUGCUCAGUGGUAGGAAAUUAACACCAGCCAUAGAUAAUGGUAAAUAUUUUCAGGUGACCGACCAUAAUUUGUACAUUUGAAUUCUUGGAUCCACUGGAUCAAACAUUUUCUGGAUUUCCCCCUCCCUCACAAACUGUAAGCUAGAUGGGCACAUUUAGCUCCUCGUGGGUUGUCCCACAUGCUUCUGUCACUAAUUGUUUGUUCUGAGAUGAGUUUUAAAAGAACAAGAAUCACAGGAUGACUAGACUGCAGUAUUGAGAUGCACCCAGAGGGCUUGUCUGCAUUGCAAGCUUAAUGAGUCAUUUUGCCAACCAUGUGUUUACUGUUUGUUGUAAGCUAGGCUUUACCCCCUUGAAGUGCUGAGAUCUGUGGGAUGCUGCACUCAACGAGUGUACCCCGUCGGUGUGCAGUUAGUUAAUUAUUUCUAACAGUAAACCUUACGCAAAACAGAAUUUGUAAGAUAAUAUAGGAGAUUGAUUGUUUAGCAAGGACUAUGGACAGGUGUUCAGACUCGGGCAGGCAAAGAGAGCUCUUCUUCUAAGUAGGAAGUCUGUAAAAGUUGCUUGCAAAAUAUGCAACACUGCUCUGACCUGCUUUCAGUGUUACUCGAGCUGUUGAAAACAGUCCUCUAAUCUC